AUGGAUAUUAUAUCAAAAGAUACAAUUUUAUAUUUUCAUCAAAUAAUUAAUCAAGUCAAUCAAUUAAAUUCAACGACAUUUGAUGGGAAGAAUGUGUUUUUUGAAGAUAUUUGCUUGAGAAUGGAUUCUAGUGGAUGUAUGACUCUUGAUAUUAUGUCAUUUUGGGAUUUCAAUAAGGAUAAAUUAAUGAAAGAUUCGAAUAUCCACAAAACCUUGUCCAUUCCUAAACGAUUGUCAAGUGGAGAUUUAUUGGAGUCUGAAUCAAUUUUAGGAUCAGUUGAGUGGAAUCCUAUCAAGACAACAAUUUUAAAGGCUAAAGCUCUUAAAUAUUAUGCAAUUUUACUUUCAGAUCAUGAAAAUGAAAUUACAGCUUGGGAAAAGGAAUUUUCCAAUUUAAUGGAAAGAACAAGAAAAGAAUUGAACAAAUUUGAGAAAUUGAAUGAGAAUGUGGAAUAUGUUUCUCCAGGAAAUGUAACCUUAUAUUAUAAUUCUCAAUAUUCAUUAACACAAGAUAUUACAGAUACAUUUGUGAGUGUUGGUCCAAUGUUUCUGAUUAGUUUUUCAAUUACUCUUGUUAUGGUGGUGACUACACUUGUACUGAUGAGAGGAGAUUCGAAAGAUUCGAUCAUUUUGAGAAUAUUAAUUGGUUUUUUGAGUAUUAUUUUGAUUGUGAUGGAUAUCUUUUCAUCUUUUGGAAUUGUUCAUUUAAUAUUUGGAUAUAAUUUGAAUCCACUCAGUGCACAGGCUUUACCACUAUUUCUGGUUGGUAUUGGAUCAGAUGGUUUAUUCAUUUUACAGACCUAUUUUAAUAGAUAUAGAGAAGGUUUGUCAGAGUUGACCAAUGAAAGUGAGAAUGAAACAUUAUAUGAAAAGUUUGUUAAAAAUUCUGGUAGAUACUAUAGAGAAGUCAUCUCUGCAUUAAUUUUCACACUCAUUGUGAUGUGCUGUAUUUUAAUGUUCGUUGUUAUAGUAAUGAAACAUCCAAUAAUAAUGGCAAUUAGUGUUGCUUGGCAAACUAUGGUUUCAGUUAUUUUCCUCUUCUUUACAGCAAUCUUUGGAAUUACUCCUCUACUGGUUUUGGAAUUCAAGUUUAAUUCGAAACGACAGGAAUUAUUUGUUCCAGUUCCAAGUACUGACUCUAUGAACUUGGACAAUGCAGAAGAUAAUAUUCAAGAAGGUAAUGAAAUUGAUGAAGAAGAAAUGGAAAGUUCAGUUAACCAGAACUCAGCUCAAAAAGAAACAGAAGAGGAACCAACAAUUCAAUUUACUCAAUUAGAUGAAAUGCAAGUUACUGAAAAUGUAGAACAGCAACCAGAAUCACAGAAAGAUGACCUCCCUAAAUAUCGAGUCGAUAGAAUAAUUUACAAAAUAUUCGAUUAUGCAUUCAACAAACCAAAAUAUCCAAUAGUUCAUGUAAUCUUGAUUUUAUUGGCUAUUUGUGGAAUUGUUGGCUCAAUUACAAUUAUUGCCUCAAUAGGAGAGGAACCAUUCACCAUGACAGAUCUAUAUGCCAAGUCAUCUCAGUUGACUUCAUUCUUACAUCAUUACAAUUCACAUUAUGGAGAUUUGGAAUAUCCAGGUUAUCUUGUCAUGUACAAUACGGAAAAUUCUACAAAUGAUAGGAUUGACUUUGCAUCACCCUCUAUGGCGAAUUUAUUGGAAAACGUUUAUGAAUCUCCCCCAACAUUUAUGAAAGCUCAAAUCAAUUGGUUUUCUUACUUUAAAACUUGGAUAUUUUUUAUGAGUUCUCAUUCAGAAGAGUUUAGAGCUAACAGAUUUAAGGUUCCUCCACAAAAGUUCAACUCUUGGAUGGAUGAAUUCACUCAUCACACAUUAUUUAGUAAUUUGGCAAGCUUUGUUAUUUCAAAGCAAGUUUCGAAUAAUAUGACAGCUGCCAGAAUUGUUUUUUCGAAUAAGAAUUUUUUGAAUUCAGAAGUGACAGCUGUUAUUGAAAAGCAAAAUUUGGAAUUUAUGAAAAAAUUGUCCAUUGAUUAUCCAGAGACAGGACUGAAACCAACCAAGAACUCAUUCAUUGUGAAUGACAUGGAUUUAAUAUUCGAAUCAUUUGCCAGUGAUCCAUUCAAUGUUGGUAUUAUUUGUACACUUGCCAUUCUGUCAGUUGCCAUUGUCUCUGUUUUUGUAACAUCAAUUUUUGAGAUUCCAAUUCUGAAAAAUGGAAAGCUUUCUCUUUUCAUUAAUAUUUUAAUUUGCUCCAUCAUUACUUGUUUUUUAACUUUGAUAACUUUAAUUGAACUAGUUGCUGGAUUGAGAUUAUUAAGAAUUCCUAUUAAUGGAUUAUCAAUUAUGAAUUUCACACUUCAAAUUGGAUUAUUUUCAGAAUAUCUAUUCCAGAUUACAAAGGCAUUUAUUCUAACAAAGAGUGUAAAGAAGGCAUAUACACUCUUGACUAUUCCUUUAUUGAUUUGUUCCUUGUCAACUGUGGUCAGCAUUCUGCCUCUUGCAUUUCAUGAUAUCAAGAUUGUGAAAAAGUACUUUUUCGAUAUUAUUAUUUUAGGACAAGGUAUUUUAUUGUUUAACGUAUUGGUAAUAUUCCCUGCAAUAUUAUCAUUAAUUGAAAAGUUGAGAUCUAGGAAAAUUCCAGCUCUUUAA
Messenger RNA from Naegleria gruberi, 2610 nucleotides. RefSeq lists its product as uncharacterized. The transcript is spliced from 2 exons. The record is from RefSeq and is a predicted model, not a curated record. Gene Ontology annotation, cellular component: membrane. NCBI's taxonomy places the organism in Eukaryota, Heterolobosea, Eutetramitea, Acrasida, Naegleriidae. Bases 1 to 2610 code for a protein of 869 amino acids.